AUGUGUGACAGAUACCCACCUUUUUACCAUGGAGGGCCACCUUUCAAUAGUUGGGAUCGAAGCUAUACCAUGGAGAAUCAAAUACAACAUCAGUACAGAGGUAGACCUAACCCAGGAGCGCAUAGGUUUUGGGGCAGCAUGUCAGAUGGUGGAGGAAUAUCGGCCGCUGGUGGUGACUCCAGUAGAACCAACCUGAUCGUCAACUACCUUCCACAGACAGUCACAGAAAAGGAUCUUUAUGCUAUGUUCGUCACCAUCGGCCCGAUUGAGAGCUGUAGGGUUAUGAAGGAUUUUAAGACUGGUUAUAGUUAUGGUUUUGGCUUCGUGAACUAUGUACGGGAAGAGGAUGCUACGAGAGCUAUCGAGACUUUCAAUGGAUACCAACUUAGAAAUAAGCGAUUAAAGGUUUCUUAUGCGCGACCAUCAGGAGACGAUAUUAAAGAAACAAACCUAUAUGUAACGAAUCUUCCUCGGGCAAUAACUGAGGAGCAACUUGAAACGAUAUUUGGGAAAUAUGGAAGGAUAGUACAAAAACACAUUCUACGUGAUAAGAAUAAUGGUUCGCCGAGAGGUGUCGCCUUUGUAAGAUUCGAUAAAAGAGAAGAGGCCCAAGAAGCGAUAGCAGCACUUAACAAUGUGAUACCAGAGGGCGGCACUGAACCCCUAAGUGUCAAGGUAGCCGAGGAGCACGGUAAACAAAAGGCGGCGUACUACGCAGGAUGGUCAGCUGGCUUCCAACAGAGUCGAGGUGACUUUUCGUGGAAUUGUGGAACUUGUUUGAUGCCUGGAGAGUCCUGGGAUAGUUUCCCAUCCCCUCCCCCUUUACUAGGGAGUCCAAACACUCCCAGAAACGGCUGCAGGCCAGGAAUGUGUGCGAACAUUCGACCACCGUUUGGUAAAGUCAAUAGAGCCAAUCGGGGGCGAAAUUUCCCCUGGGGCCCAGGGGCUGGUGACUUUAAAGGACAGAGGUGUAGAAAUGGUGCACCGUAUUGGUAA
Pieris macdunnoughi is the source of this 996-nucleotide messenger RNA. Lineage: Eukaryota; Metazoa; Arthropoda; Insecta; Lepidoptera; Pieridae. The record is from the annotation of a GenBank genome assembly.